Molecule: messenger RNA, 3053 nt
Organism: Hypanus sabinus (Atlantic stingray)
Lineage: Eukaryota; Metazoa; Chordata; Chondrichthyes; Myliobatiformes; Dasyatidae
Exons: 2
Coding region: 395-2581 (728 amino acids)
Source: RefSeq, a predicted model, not a curated record
CUACCUUUCCCUCCCCUCCCACCCCCAGAGUGCCCGGGGGAGUCCCACACAGGCGGCAGCUCCAACAACCAGUCCAAGGCGGAACUACAUCAUGGACAGCCGCAAGCAGGCUACCACGGGAGGUCUGGACAUGGGACUAGCAACCCCAGCUGCGCAGACCUCAUCCCUGGCAUGAGGGAGACCUGAAAGCCUGGCCUGGGAAAAAGGACUCCCAUGAGCCCAGUACUGGUGCUGGACUUCAGAUGAAACGUCCAAAGUAAGCUGGUACACAGGAGGCAGUAGCUGGAUGAAGGCCGGGUGAUUCACAGGGGUCCGCUGAUGUACAUAGGCUGUGUGGAUCCGUUACUGAGAGGUGACUCCCUGCUACAGCAGACAAGGUGGCCGGAACGAUCCCAUGGCUGCAUCGGCGGCGACAGAGGGCAGCGUGCUCGCCCCUAUCCGGAGCGCCUUCCUGCAGCAUAGCCGGGCAGAGGAGGUGCGUAGAGACAGCCAGCUCCUGAUGCAGCCCUAUGCCAACUGGGAGGAGUUCCUGGUGCCCGCGCCCACCGCCGUGGCCAUCCUGGGUGAAUUGAUCGCGCUGUCCUCGGCCAGUGACUUCCCGCUCAACCGGCACAACCCGGAACGCCAGUACCAGCACCUCCGCUACCCGGAGUCGUUCCGUGCCUGCCUGGCACAGCUCAGCAACCAGGGCUGGAAGACCUUCAAUCUGGCCCACAAGAACAUGGACCAGAUCCGGCUGCACUCCCAGAGCGUGCCCGAGCACACGCGGGCCGCACUGCACACCCUCCUGCGAGGGGACGGGGCCGCCCUGGCCCGUCUCCUGCCCCGGCAGCUGGGCAGCAUCCGUGCUGUGGCGGGCGAGUGCCGCACGCUGGCUCACGAGGUGGAAGGGGCCUUCCUGUCCGUCACUGACCUCAUCCACGAGCUUCUGGAGGCCUGCACCAGUGCCCGGGGGGCGUACGAGGCGGAGGUGGAGGAGGCGAGACGGGUGCUAGAAGGGGCGCAGCAGCGGAGGGAGACACUGGAGGGGGAGAGGAGGUGGGCGGAGGAAUACCUCACCCGAAUGACCCGGGAGGUGGAGGAGGCGGAGUACAGUUAUCGCAGCGCGGUAGAUCGGGCGCCCAGCGAGUGGGGGGUCCUGGGGAUGAUGGCGGUGGAGAACUCCAUCAGUGUGGUCAGCAACCUGGUGUCGGGCUUCCUGUCUACGGUGACUGCCGACCCCGUCAGCCUCUCCACCACCGUGGUCGAGACCCUGGCCAACGUGGGCAACGCCAUCGCGGAGAAGGUGCGGAAUAAGGAGGGGGACGCACCACAACCCCCGCCGCAGCCCCAGCCCCCCGUUAGUAGUCGCCUCCUCUCCAGUUCCACCGAGCUAAUGGUGGCCUCCAUGAAGCUGCGGGAGCUGCUGUCCCCCGAGGCCCAAUUGGGCCCCGACUCCCUGCGGGAGCCCGACACCGGCCAGGCAUCCCGCCGCAUCUUCCAGAGGGUGGAGGCCGAGCUGUCCCGGGAGGAAAUGGAAGAGGGGGAGCAUGAGGACGGCCAGGAGGAAGGUGGGCCCAGACAGGCUGCCCUCGCCCUUUGCCACCGGGGCAUCGGAGUCUGCCAGCAGCUAGAGGAGCUGUGUGGGAGCCCAAAGCCCAGCGAGGAGCAGCUGGCCAGAGCAGCGGCUGCCAUUGGCCACCUCUACAGCAAGGUGCUGAAGUUCAGCGCGGGCUGCCUGGCCGCCGGAUCUCCGGUGCUCACUCCCAGCGCGCCCAACCUGUCGCGGUUGGUGCAGUCCACUGAUCCUGAGGACAAGACCAUGGUGCAGACGCUGGUGACCCAGGCACGGCUGAGGGUGGAGAACGCCCGGACACAGCUGGAGAGUACCCGCAGCGAGUACGAGAGGAGCUUCGAGAGUCUGAAGCAGAGCAACCGGGAGCUGGACCAAGUGGUGGAGCGGAUGAGGCGGUGCCAGGUGGCGGAGGUGGACUUUGGCACCACGCUGAAGAUGCUGGCCCAGGGCCUGGAGGCUUUGUCCAGGGUGAGGGAGCAGUGGACCAAGAUGAUUCACUUCUUCGAGAUGGUCUCCAACUUGAUCCGGGUGUGCCUGGACAAGUCACUGCAGAUGUUUGCCGCCCAGAGUGAAGACGUGCAGGAACUGCAGAACUACAGCCAACAGCAGCUAGUCCGAGACCUGGUCUAUGCACAGGCCUUCCAGGCAUCCAACAUCUCCUGCCUGGUCCACAUGAUCUCCAGCACCUACGUGGAUGUGUCGAGCUGCUUUCUGAUGGAGCGGAUCACUCAGCUGGGCCGCCUCAUCACGCUGGACCCUGAGGAUCCGCGGUUCGUGCCUGAGCGCCAGAAGCUGCAGCAGGGCUGCGAUGAUGCCCGCAGGAUGAUCAUGGAGCGAGUGCUAAGCAGCCGGCAGGAAUUCGAGCAGCGGGUGCAGCAGCGCAUUGAGGCCAUUGAGAAGGGCCUGAGGGCCUCUCUGCCCCCGGCCUCGCCUCAGGAGCAACAGGCCAUCGAGAGCUCCCUCGCGCAGCCUGCCCACUCCAUCUUCCAGGAGAUCUCCCAGGAGGAGGAGGACCAGUGGGCCUGAGGAUCAGGAGGUGGCGAGGGUGGGCAUUUUAUUUCAUUGUAACUUAAGAGAUUUAGUGCAGAGUAGGCUCUUCCAGUCCUUCGAGCCUUGUCACCUAGCAACCCGACAACCCUGAUUUAACCCCAACCUAAUCACCGGACAAUUUACAAUGACCAGUUUACCUACUAGCCAAUACGUCUUGGAUUGUCAGAAAACCCAUGCAUUCCAUUGGGAGGACAGAGUAGGUCUGGACUGAGCUCUGAACUCUGACAGCCCAGCUGGAACAGUCUUGUGUUAACUGCUAUGCUACAGUGAGCCUGUCUUCCUCUUUCCCAGCCCAGUGACGGACAUGGGACACGCUGGACCCUCUGUGAAACUUGAGCUUCUGAAUCAGAUUUUAUCACUGAUCUGUUUUGUGGGAAUUGUUCAGUGGCAAUGCAAUACUGAAAAAUUACUAUGUUAUAAGAUCAAUAAAUACUGCAAAUAUCUUAAA